This is a messenger RNA of Penicillium verrucosum, 2085 nucleotides long. RefSeq lists its product as uncharacterized. The record is from RefSeq and is a predicted model, not a curated record. Gene Ontology annotation, molecular function: transketolase activity. Gene Ontology annotation, biological process: pentose-phosphate shunt. The transcript is spliced from 5 exons. Bases 1 to 2085 code for a protein of 694 amino acids. Gene Ontology annotation, cellular component: cytosol. Lineage: Eukaryota; Fungi; Ascomycota; Eurotiomycetes; Eurotiales; Aspergillaceae.
AUGACUUUUACUGGAGUCAGCACCAAGGACGUAAACAGCAUGCCCGACGAUGAGCACGCGGUUCUUACGCUGAGAAAUUUGAUUUUCGACAUCUGCAACCAGAAUGGUGGAGGCCAUGGUGGAUCUGCUAUUGGUAUGGCUGCUAUAGGUGUGGCUUUAUGGAAACACAUCAUGCGGUAUAACCCCUCAAAUCCAGACUGGUUCGAUAGAGACCGAUUUGUGCUUUCCAACGGACAUUGUGCCAUGUUCUUGUAUGCCCUCAACUACUUGACAGGAUUCGAUGCUUGGACAAUGAAUGAGCUAAAGGGCUAUGGUGGCGGGAAGGAAAAUGGCUUCACCACUAUCGCACACGGCCAUCCGGAAAUUGAAUGCCCCGGUAUUGAAGUUACCACUGGCCCAUUGGGACAGGGAAUCGCCAACUCGGUUGGCUUGGCUAUUGCCUCCAAGAACCUAGCAGCCCGGUUUAACAGACCCGGUUAUGAAGUAGUCAGCUCUCGAGUUUACUGCAUGACUGGUGAUGGCUGUUUGAUGGAAGGUGUUGCUCUGGAAGCAAUUUCGUUGGCAGGCCAUCUCCAACUGGACAAUCUGGUGUUAGUCUACGACAACAACAGUGUCACUUGUGAUGGCCCUCUUUCGUGGAUUAAUACCGAGGAUAUCAACCAGAAAAUGCGGGCUUCGGGGUGGCAUGUUCUUGAUGUAAUGGACGGAUGUUAUAACGUUCAAGCCAUUUGCUCAUCUCUGAGAGAUGCCCAAUCCUUAAAAGGGAAGCCCACUUUUAUCAACAUCCGUACCGUCAUUGGUGUUGGUACUAGCACAGCUGGAACAGCGAAAGCACACCAUGGAAGCUUUGACGUUGAAAGUGUUGCGAAGUCCAAGUUGGCGAUUGGACAAGAUCCCUGUGAAAGUCACAAACCCACUGCGCGUGGUUUGAACUACCUCCGCGAACGAAAACAGCACGGAGAAGCCUUGGAAAAGAGUUGGCAACAUUUGCUGAUGAAUUACACCCUCGAGUUCCCCGAUUUGGCAAGCGAUUUUGCCUCUCGACUACGGGGUACGAAGCCAGACUUAGGGUCACUUCUCCAAGAUUUGGAUAGCAGACAGUUCAGCCAAAUGCCAACCAGGGAGUCAAAUGGACUCAUUCUUCAAAAGCUUUGGGAGAUAUGUCCUUCAUUUUGUGGUGGUGGUGCAGACCUGGUCAACUCCAACAAGUUUGUUUACUCGGACACCGAUGUCUUUCACCCCUCAGUCAGCUACCAGGGCCGAUAUAUCAGAUAUGGGAUCAGAGAGCAUGCUAUGGCCUCUAUCUCGAAUGGUCUUGCAGCGUUCAACCCGGGAACCUUUUUGCCAGUCACCGCAACAUUUUUGAUGUUCUACAUCUAUGCAGCACCUGGAGUGCGCAUGGGAGCUCUUAGUCAUCUUCCAACUAUUCAUAUCGCAACUCAUGACUCGUUCGCCGAGGGCCAGAAUGGGCCUACUCAUCAGCCAGUGGAGCUUGACUCCUUAUAUAGGGCCAUGCCAAAUCUCACAUACAUCCGGCCAUCUGAUGCCGAAGAGGUGAUCGGCGCUUGGAUGUGGGCCGUUGAAUCCGCAAGCAGUCCAACGAUGAUUUCUGUUGGUCGUGAUCCAGCCGACCAACCAGCAAUUACAAGCAGAUUUAACGUAUCCAAGGGAGCAUACGUACUUCAGGAGCAUCCAGACGCCCAGCUGACACUAGUCAGCUGUGGUACGAGUUUGCACUACACCAUUCGUGCUGCAAACGAGCUGAGUGAGCAAAUUUCGAUUCGUUGCCGGAUUGUCAGUGCUCCUAGCUUAGAUCUGUUUGAUCAGCAGCCCGCAAAAUACAGAGAGUCUGUUUUCCCCCUUGAUGGUAACCCCAUCAUCAGUGUGGAGGAAUAUGUGGCCACCACGUGGGCACGUUAUGUUACAGCCAGUGUGGGCAUGACAUCCUACGGUUACUCUGCGUCUAGCCCGAGCAACUACGAGCGCUUCGGAUUGGAUACGCGCGGAAUUGUCUUUCGAGUUAAGAGAUACCUCACGUUCUUGAACGGCCGCAGUGCAAGACAGAUGGGUUGGCAAUCAAUCUAA